AUGGUUGGAUAUUCGAGAGUUAUCCUAAUUUCAUUGAGCAUUGGAAUGACUAUACAUCUAAUAUUUUAUUUUCUUCGCGAAUUAUUUGGAAAGAUUCUGCUAUUAGAUUGUGCUCAUCGAUUUUCGCAGAUUGUUGUUUUCAUGCUUCAAUCAUUUUUCAGUUUGGAUAGAUUGUUAUUCAUAAAAUCGCCCAAUUUUUAUAAAAGUUCCACGUAUUUUCUGUUGGUUCUCGCAGUUUCGACCAUGAUUUUUGGAAUAGCGGUGAAGUUUUUGUAUUCGGUGAGUUUUUCACCUGUUUUCUGAUUUCUUGAUUCCUUCAUAUUGCAGACAUUGAUCGAUGGAUUGCAACAGAAAAUGCAGCCAGGAUGGCUGAUCUUCUUCAUUUCCCUGAUUCUUGUGAAUCUUCCCAUGGAACUUGUGGCGAUGAAAAGUUCGCGAGACAAAUAUAAUCGCACAACUGGAGUCCUAAAUCUAAAUCAACGCUUCAAUUUAUCGAUUUCCUAUGAGAUGACAAGAUGUUUUGUGUUCGGCACAGUGUUCAAUAUUCUAAUCCAGAUAUUUUUGGUUUUACUAGGCUGGCUGAUUUUGGUUGAUAAACUUUCCUGGACUAUGGUUGAUUAUCGGAUCAUAAAUCAAAUCACUUUUGCAUUCGAAAUGUCAAUCUUUCCAUGGAUCUUAUUGUUUUGCCAUCGACAAUGGAGGGAUAAAACCUGGAAACGGAUUAAUCCCUGGAUCAGCGGUCGGAAAACAAGUAUUGUUACCAAUUUAAAGGGACAGACGAUUGUGACAAAUCCCACGCAACACGAUUAUUUCGAACAAUUGGAUGCGGCUUGGCGAGGAGGACCUGUGACUAUUGUUUAG
Molecule: messenger RNA, 861 nt
Organism: Caenorhabditis angaria
Lineage: Eukaryota; Metazoa; Nematoda; Chromadorea; Rhabditida; Rhabditidae
Source: the annotation of a GenBank genome assembly